This is a messenger RNA of Nerophis ophidion (straightnose pipefish), 2237 nucleotides long. RefSeq names its product neuronal acetylcholine receptor subunit alpha-7-like. Gene Ontology annotation, biological process: signal transduction; monoatomic ion transmembrane transport; chemical synaptic transmission. Lineage: Eukaryota; Metazoa; Chordata; Actinopteri; Syngnathiformes; Syngnathidae. The record is from RefSeq and is a predicted model, not a curated record. The transcript has 10 exons. Bases 140 to 1861 code for a protein of 573 amino acids. Gene Ontology annotation, cellular component: postsynaptic membrane; synapse; neuron projection. Gene Ontology annotation, molecular function: acetylcholine-gated monoatomic cation-selective channel activity; transmembrane signaling receptor activity.
UUCCCCGCCUCCUCCUGCGGCUGUUGCCUCUCCUCCCCGCCGACACCUCCUCGGGAGAAGAAGAAGAAGGAGAGCAGCCGGACCGACUCGCAUCCUCCCUCACCGCAGAGCCCGCAGCCAGUGCCGGCCCGGCACCAGGAUGAGGUGCCAUAAGUUUUGGGUGUCGUGUACGGUUGGAUUCUAUGUGUGGACAGCCAUUCUCUUCAAAGGGAGAUGUGGCCAGCGCGAUUGCAGGAGCAAAGGUCACCGCCGCUGUCCAUGGUGCCAAGGACGAACACCAUCGGAUAGGGGCGGGGCAUGUGCUGACGGCGAGACACAGCUGGCAGGGUCCCUGCAAGGCGAGUACCAGAGAAGACUUUACAAGGAGCUGCUGGCGAACUACAACCGCCUGGAAAGGCCAGUGGUCAACGACUCGGCCGCCAUCCUGGUGGAGCUCGGCUUCACGCUUCUGCAGAUCAUUGAUGUGGACGAGAAGAACCAAGUGCUGAUGACGAAUGCCUGGCUGCAGCUGUAUUGGACUGACGUCUACCUGAGUUGGAACCCUGAGACCUACCCCGGUGUCCAGAACCUUCGAUUCCCUUCCGACCAAAUCUGGACUCCUGACAUCCUUCUCUACAACAGUGCGGAUGAGCGCUUUGACGCCACCUUCCACACCAACGUGCUGGUGAACGCUUCUGGUUACUGCCAGUACAUCCCACCUGGCAUCUUGAAGAGCACUUGCUACAUCGACGUGCGCUGGUUCCCCUUCGAUGUGCAGAAGUGCGACUUGAAGUUCGGCUCCUGGACUCACAACGGCUGGCUGCUGGACCUCCAAAUGCUGGACGUGGACACGUCCACCUACAUACCCAACGGGGAGUGGGAUCUUGUAGGUGUCCCAGCCAAACGCAACGAGCUAUACUACGAAUGUUGCAAGGAGCCCUACCCGGACGUCACCUUCACCGUCACCAUGCGGCGCAGAACCCUUUAUUACGGCCUCAAUCUGCUCAUCCCCUGCGUGCUGAUCUCCGGCCUGGCCCUGUUGGUUUUUCUGCUGCCCGCCGACUCGGGAGAGAAGAUCUCGCUCGGAAUCACCGUGCUGCUGUCACUCACCGUCUUCAUGCUCCUGGUGGCUGAGAUCAUGCCCGCAACAUCCGACUCUGUUCCUCUCAUCGCUCAGUACUUUGCCAGCACCAUGAUGAUCGUGGGCAUGUCGGUGGUGGUGACCGUUAUCGUCCUGCAGUUUCAUCACCAUGACCCUCAGGGGGGCAAGAUGCCCAAGUGGGUGCGGGUGGUGCUGUUGAACUGGUGCGCUUGGUUCCUGCGCAUGAAGCAACCCGGCGACGAGCGCCGCCGCCCCGCCUACAAAUACCGGCCUACGUCCCAACACCGCUCCAGCACCAACUCCAUCGAAAUGGGCGCCGUUCCCAGCCUCUCCGUGCCACUCUCCCAGACUUCCUGCCCGCCCUGCGCCUCGGGCACCUCCAACGGUUCCAUGAGUCUCUAUUUCGCCAGCUACCACCCCAUGGAGAGUCCGCACUGCCCCCCUUCGAGCGACUCGGGCGUGGCGCUGGGGGGCCGGGCUCACAGCUCCCCCGGUGACGAGGGUGCCGAGCCGCCCGGUGUCUGCGGCGGGGCUUUGGGACUGGGGGUGAGGAUGCCGCCGCCGGAGAUCCAGCACAUCUUGGAAGAGGUGACCUACAUCGCUCAGCGCUUCCGGGACCAGGACCAGGCCGAGGCUGUCAGCAGUGAGUGGAAGUUUGCAGCAGCGGUGGUGGACCGCCUGUGUCUCGUCGCCUUCUCGCUCUUCUCAAUCAUUUGCACCUUCACCAUCCUCAUGUCAGCGCCCAACUUCAUAGAGGCCGUCUCCAAGGACUUCACAUAGUUGUGUUUAUUCCUCUUGUCAAGAUUAUUGUUCCGUGUAAAUACCAUUACGCUCAAACCAAAUACAUUUGUACCAACGUACCAAAUCUUCACGUACCCAAAAUAUCUUCAUAUUCUUAGUUUACACUGCACACCAAAUCUAAUGGGGUUUUUUUACCCCAAGCGACACCGAUCAGAUUUUUUUUUGUCAGUCCAUAAACUCCAAAGUGCUUCAAAUCUGAUCGUUUCUAAUCUGAAUUGGUCCACAUCAGGAUGUAUUCUAAAUCACAUUGGAAUCUGAACUUUUCCCAAAUGUGACUUCAGUUUAAAAUAGGGGUGUCUAAACCUUUUGUCCUGGCUGACUAAAUACUUUCUUGCCCCACUGUAUGUGUGUGUAU